CUAGUAAUGAAUGAAGAAGAAUGGGAGGAAGAGGAACAUCUUGUUGUAGUCAAGCUUCAAGGAGUGAUAGAUAAUGAGUUCUUGUACAGGUGCGAGUCUUCAAACUGCCGACUCCUGGGCAUUGAUACAGAUGAACCUGUGUUACAAAUUGGGAAUUACACUUUUCUUGGAGAGUUUAAAGAAUCCCUUGGAACACAUGUACUGUUUGAGGAGCUUGAAUCAAAUGAUAGCAGUGAAUCAAAACAGUUAAAGUACAGGUACAAGACUACAAAAACAUUAGAAAUGACGCGGGCAUUUUUGGUUGAAAAAGGAGAGGAAAAAGAGAAGAAAAACGAACAGACUCCUGGUCCUUCAAGUGAUGCACAGGAGCACCAAGAGCAAGAACAUAUCGAGGAAUAAAUUAGGUGAAGAGAAAUAAUUGACCAUGCUGUGACUCAAGUUAAGGUUGUCACUGCUCAACUUUGACCUGAUAGAGAAGUAGACAUCGGCACAUGAUUGGUUGGAAAUCAGUGAUCAAUGGAGCAAGAUGUGCAUACAUCUUUUAUUGCUAUCACUGAGACUUAUUCUACAUGUGCUACAACAAUCUUACAACAGAACCUACAUCCCACAGACAUGCUUACAGCUCGGUAAAGUCUCUCUUCUACAGAGAUAUCUUGUUGAAGGAGAGAUAUCUCCUAAAUACAGAAGUCUUGAGGAUAGUUGUAGAAGCAUUAUUUCCAGACUGGGCCACAAUUUGUGUCCCUUGAAUAAGUGUCCCAAAAGGGAGAUUACAAAUUAAAUGUAUUUGACAUAGGCUCUCAUACUCAAAGAAAUUAUUUUCCAAAACUUUUCAUGUUAGAAUGCCUCAAAGCACUUGAAAUUAUUUGAAAGUUGAAUUUUAACAUUUAUAUAUGGUGCCUCAAAAAAUAAAUUUAGUUAUUAUUGGAACUCAAAAAUUAAGUUAUUACAUUUAAAUUCGUCAUACAUUAAUAUUCUUAACAUAUGUGUGUUAAGAAACACUCUAAGAAACCUCCAUUUGAAAAGCUUAGUCUUGGUUGAAUUCUCUUUUGUUGUGGACAGAUGUAGCUUUAUUUGAAGUACACCAGUCCUGUGAUUUCCAUUUAACAAGCUGUCAUUUUGGCUAUGAACACACCACAAAUAAAAUCAAUAAACUAUAAAAAGCAAA
Messenger RNA from Pocillopora damicornis (cauliflower coral), 1165 nucleotides. Its product is annotated as general transcription factor 3C polypeptide 6. Gene Ontology annotation, biological process: transcription by RNA polymerase III. Gene Ontology annotation, cellular component: transcription factor TFIIIC complex. NCBI's taxonomy places the organism in Eukaryota, Metazoa, Cnidaria, Anthozoa, Scleractinia, Pocilloporidae. The record is from RefSeq and is a predicted model, not a curated record.